UCGAAGAUAACAAAUUAAGGCAAUUAGAGGCUGAAGCUGCAAAUUUAAAACAAUCUCUUGCCUAUAAAGAUCAAACCAUAGCUCAUAAAGAUCAAACCAUAGCCCAGAAAGAUCAAUCUCUUGCCCAAAAAGAUCAAACCAUAGCUCAUAAAGAUCAAACCAUAGCCCAGAAAGAUCAAUCUCUUGCCCAAAAAGAUCAUGCCAUAGCCCAGAAAGAUCAAACCAUAGCCCAGAAAGAUCAAUCUCUUGCCCAAAAUGAUCAAGCCAUAGCCCAAAAAGAUCAAACUAUAGCCCAAAAAGAUCAAAUUAUAGUCCAAAAGGAUCAAACCAUAGCUGACUUAAAUACAAAGGUAUCAUCUAUAUUAGUUGAAGAUAAAAAAUUAGAGACUGAAGUUGCAAAUUUAAAACAAUCUCUUGCCCAAAAAGAUCAAACCAUAGCCCCAAAAAACAAAACUAUAGCCCAAAAGGAUCGAACCAUAGCCGACUUAAAUACAAAGGUUCAACAAACAUCUACAUUUAACCAAUUUCAAGAACUAAAUAACAUAGCUUUGAACUGUACUGAACUUGAUUUUGAUAAACUAAGACAAGAAAUUAAAAGACUUAAAUUGAAAGAUUUUAAUCCUUAUUUUCAAAAGCAAAAAAAUAGCUUUGAACAAUUAAUAUCUGCCGCUAAAAGUAAAGCAGGGGAUAGCUUAACUUCCAUUUUAGUUCUUUUCUUACAGACUAACGAACAAAUUAUUGAAUCAGGAAUUGAGAGCAAUAAUUCUUAUACUCGAGGGUAG
Racocetra persica is the source of this 782-nucleotide messenger RNA. NCBI's taxonomy places the organism in Eukaryota, Fungi, Glomeromycota, Glomeromycetes, Diversisporales, Gigasporaceae. The record is from the annotation of a GenBank genome assembly.